Loa loa (African eye worm) is the source of this 225-nucleotide messenger RNA. RefSeq lists its product as hypothetical. The transcript is spliced from 2 exons. Lineage: Eukaryota; Metazoa; Nematoda; Chromadorea; Rhabditida; Onchocercidae. The record is from RefSeq and is a predicted model, not a curated record. Bases 1 to 225 code for a protein of 74 amino acids.
AUGAAUAGCAAUGAUAGAAUAGGAGAGGCAGAAGGAAAAAGGAAUAAGGUAGGAAGUGCUGAUAAUAACAAUAAUAAUAAUAAUGCUGAUGAUAAUGAUGAUGAUGAUGAUGAUAAUGAUGACGAUGAUGACGAUAGUGAUGAUAAUGAUGAUGAUAGUGGCGAUGGAGGAAUAGAAAAAAAAUAUUUACCAAUGAUUUCGAUUGGUUUACAUAUGUUUAUGUGA